Molecule: messenger RNA, 12155 nt
Organism: Monomorium pharaonis (pharaoh ant)
Lineage: Eukaryota; Metazoa; Arthropoda; Insecta; Hymenoptera; Formicidae
Gene: knockout
Product: storkhead-box protein 2
Exons: 11
Coding region: 3875-6772 (965 amino acids)
Biological process (GO): positive regulation of transcription by RNA polymerase II
Cellular component (GO): cytoplasm; nucleus
Molecular function (GO): DNA-binding transcription activator activity, RNA polymerase II-specific; RNA polymerase II transcription regulatory region sequence-specific DNA binding
Source: RefSeq, a predicted model, not a curated record
AAUCCUGCAGAAAAUUAUCCAACAGUAAUCUUUUAACCAAUACUCUAAAAAAACGAGAGGAAAAAACCAAAAUACAGUAUAGGUAUAGUAUUUAGAAAUAUUUAGAAUAAUUACACGCGUCAAUAAUCGUAAAAAGAUCUUUGAGACUUUCUUAAGAAAGAUGUUUCUAGCUUCGAAACUGAUUUCCUUGAAAGCUCGAAAUGAAAGAAAAAUGAUUUAUUUUACUCUUCUAUUUCCUUGAGAGAAACGUCCGUGAAAAGUGUAUACCGUCCCCUCCACCCCUUUCACGCAAAUCUCCGUUUUAGAAAAAUAAAAUACCUCUGUCCGCCCAUAUUGCGUAAGUCUCACGACGAUUGUGCGUCUUAGUUAGGUGGACAUUCUCGAGACGCGUGAAAUUCUCGUGCAUUCACGCGGGACGAGGCAUCGGCAAUAUUUCAUAAUUAGUUGCAAUUCAAUUUGUACAGUGACGAUAUGCGUGCGCGUAUGUACGUGGAAAUGCACGCGUGCAAAUGGGCAUAAAUAUAGCCACAGCCGCACAACCAGGAACAAGAGAAACAGGUUCCAGCCACGGUACCGUAGAUCCUUAAGGCAUCACGGAGAGAAUGGUAAACCAGCUGCGCCCGCUGCUCGGGAUUUCACUGUAAAUGUCAACCCGAGGCACGCGAAACGUCCCCUCCGAUUUAAAGGAAAGUCGCUCCGCGAGCCGAGCCGUAUAAUAAAGUCGUUGCGCGAAGACGCGAAGGGAUGAAAGACGCGAAGAGGGUGUUUCAUUCAACGACCGACUCUCGCGCUCGCGCCUCCGGACGAGGUGCUCAAUUCACCCUCGCAUGAAAACAUCGGCGAGAAGUGUUAACGCUCCUCGUUAAAAACUUUCGUGGCACGGGCCGCUUAUAUCAUUGCAAAAAGAAGUCAAUGGCUCACAUUAAAUUGACGGAAUAAGAAAUGGACGAACGGGACGACGGUAUCGUUGAUUUUUUGCCGAUCUACUCGUUCAGGCGUUCAGGGUAUUAUGCGGCAGGAAGCCUCCGAGCGGAUAGAGAUAGUCGGAUAUUCGUCAUCAGGAGAGAAUAAUCGACGCGGCAGCGGGGAGAUCCUCGUUGUCCCGAACUUUCCAAACUUUCCUAACGCGACGACGACGGCCCGUUUUUUUUUUUUCUUUUUAAUUUCGAAAGGCGAAAAAGAUAUUGUUAUACGCGUAUCGCGGAGCGGCGGCGGCGUAGCCCCGUUACGCUUAAACAGAGAUACUUGCCGGGCACAUUAGAAAGUUGCGGACUUUAUGAAAGUAUACAUGAGCCCGAGCAUCACGUUAAUUAACCCGCUACUCAGCGAGCGCGAAGUGGUCUAACGUCCACGAGGAUGCUAAACGCGCCGCCCUCGCUGCCGAAGAUCUGUCUAAUUAUUUUACAGCGAUGUGAAAAUUGCCAGAUCAUCGCGAGAUAAUUUCGCGCCGUUCGCCGUGCUUCCUGUUAGCGAAGCCUGAAAUCCAUCGCGUCCUUAAAGCAUCAAAGUUAUUCUCGGUAUCACAAUAGUCUAUUACGUGUCUUUCGACCUACAUUAGACCUAAAUUAAAAGGUAGAUAUUAAUUAAAUCCGCAUCCCAGCAAACUGAUCAAUAAACAAUCAGCUCGAUGGCAACAUAUUUGGCGCAAUUAACGAUUAUUUUGUAAGAAGCGCAAAGACGAGUUCCUCGUAUUCUCUUUUGACGUGCAAGAAUUACAUUGUCCUCGCUCUGGCACGUUUUAUAUUUCGACAUAGAGAGCCGGGACAGAUAAUUAUCUAGAUAAAUGAUCCAGAUAAAUCUUUGGGGCUCGAUAAAAGUCUCACGCCUCGACGCGGCGGCGGCGUCUUUCGCGACGAGGCGUCUUGUUACCACGGGCGCGCGCACUUAGGUGUUUUCGGCCAUAUUCGGCGAUGCCGUUCGGGCAUCUUUACGACCCAGGGCCAGGACCCGUCGGUAAUCCACCGGCCGCUCUCCCCGUCCCUCUUCCUCUCGAAACGUAAUCGUUUUUGCAGCCGGUCCGGUUCUCGGCGUCACCGACCUACCGGAACGCGUCGCCGGACUCGACCGGGGUACCCACAGGUAUAUACGAAAAGACGAAACGCACACGCGGAAAUUCCACGGUCAUUUUCGCCGGUACCCCUCGUUCCUCUGCGUCUACUCUCGGCGCGGGUAGCCCUCAAUGGUAGCCCAAGGACGCAAAGAAGUAUUAGCAUCCAAGAUCCACGCGAAUCCGAAUGAAUCGCCUGGAGGUUCUUUUUUUUCUCUUACUCGCGCAUCCCGUCAGAGAAAUGAGAAUGGAAAGAAAGAAGUGAGAGAACGUCCGUGGUUGCUUCGAGGUUGCCUUACCGUCGUAAAGUACAAGCCUCCUCUCUUGGACGAAACACUGUAUCGAGAUAUUACGCGCGGCACGUCGUUACGGAUGCUGGGGCGAACCGCGCGCGCGCGAGGAUUGAAAAAGAGCUAAGCCUCUUCACCGUAGCAACGGUCGAAAGUGGAAAAUCAUGCUACUAAAUUUAGAUUAAAAGUCGACGCGUGGACGUCGCGGAAAAUACUCGCCGCUGAAGCAAGGACACCCGCGGAGAGGCGCGUCGUUCGUAACAAUCUUAGCCGAUUCUUAUGCGCGCAAAUCCGAAGCGGAUCGCGGAGCGAAUUCGCCGGGACGGCGCGGCAAGUGCAGCUAUUUCUCGCGGGAAUUUAUCGUGAGGGAUCCCUGCGAGCGGGUCUUAAACCGGGUGACUCCUCUCGCAGGACAACGUAUCGAAAGAAAAAUCCAAAAAUAUCCCCGGGGCCCCGUUCGCGAUCCCAUGCGAAGGAGAGAAAGAGAGAGAGAAAAGGAAGAAGGAGAGAAAGAUCGAGAGAUGGCCCCUACUCCACUCGCGGAGAGCAAAACCCCACCACGAAUGGCAAACGCACGGCGCGGAGACGGGGAAGAGCGACGACGGGGAGGGGAGGAAGGGAGGGGGGAAUGCGGCGAGGAGAGCGGCCACAGGACGAGAGCGAGAGAGGAGGACGCGAGGGAGAGAUGGUGAGAAACGGAGAGGAGAGACCGGCGCGGUGCUUCGCGUUUUCGGAGCAGUCAGCGGCGGUGGCGGUGGCGACGACGGCGGCGGUGAUGCCAGUUUCUCGUAGCUGCUCGUGCGGCGGCAGCCUGCGGCGGCAUCGUGCCCGCCGUCCGUAUCUCUCCCCUUCAGUAUGAAGCCGACGACCGUGCCAGCUGCAGCGGCUGCACCUGCCGCACCGUCCUCGACUACGCGCGACACUCAUCGCGUACUCCGCCGCGCCUGCGACGCCGCGCGUCUCCGCUUCUCCUCCUGAUCGAGUGGACGAGAGACGACCCUCCCCUUUCCUCCCCGCUCGUCUUGGAAUUCCGUCCCGUCGAGAGAAUCCCGUCGGGAUCCUCUCUCUCUCUUUCUCUCUUUCUCCGCGCAAGCGAAUCGAUCGCCUUCCGCCCGGCCGGAAGGGGGAUCGCGCGAUCGCGAUUCCUUUCUUCCUUCUCUCCCUCUCGUUCGCUCCCUUCGCCGACGAGGUCCCGAGCGCCAAGGAGAUUCAGUUUGGGCCGCGUGCUCGUGCACGUGCCGCACCUAGGUCGACAGAGAUAAUCGCACGUGCACCGAGUCUCGUUCGUCGCGCGAACAAGUGGGAAGAACUGUGAACACCGCGAGGGCGCACCGGCUCUCCCUUCGGACUAAAAAGUGAAAAGCUCGCCCUUCGUCCUCCUCGCUCCUUCGUCGCCGCAAUUGAUGUCGCACUCCCGCUGAUAACCUUGGUGGUUUCCAUUAGGCGGACUUCGCGGGACAGCGCGACGAUCAUUCGUCGCGGCAGCGAGUUUUCAUGAUGCCACCGCCCUGUCAUCGUUAAGUGGUGGACCCUCGCAAUGGCCUCGCUCUUAGGAGAGGGAACGGGCCCUGGUGGCCCCGGGCCUUCCCGAUGCCUCUUGCUCCUGCAGAGGUCCCUGGCGAUUCAGUUGAUCCGAGGUGCACCUCCCCACGUUACAAAUGCCGGUCAACGGGAAAGUCCAAAGGAACAUCCAGCCGAUGAGAUGUGGAUGUACGACAAGGGCUACAAUCUGUUUCAGAGUUUCUUGGAAGCGAAUUCCAAAUGCUGGUGGAACGCGGCCCUGGUAGACGCGACCCGACAGCUAAGGUACAAAGGCCACGUGUCGCCGGGUGUGCUGAUGGUUGGCGGACCGCCCUGCGCCCUCGAGGUCUUGAGGGCGGCAUGGGCGCGAAACGUUCUACGACCACCCGCGGACCACUCGAUCACCUGCCUCGGUGAUAUAGAGGACUGUCUAGUGGCACCAGUUUCCCAAGGUCAGUUCACGCCGCUGCCAGAGGCCUUAUGUUGGGCCAUUCUGGAGCUCACCUCCCAGAGGCAGGCGGCGACCUUGGACACCCUCAGAUCAGCCCUGAGAAAUGCCUUCCCGGCCAUGCAGAGGCCCAGUCGAGAGCUCGUUUACGACGCGCUCGCCAAGCUCAUGCAAGAACGAAAGAUCUAUCACACGUCCCAGGGCUACUUCGUCGUAACGCCCGAGACCAAGAGGCUUAGACGCGACUCCGGUAGCUCCAGGCGGUGUUCCAGGGACGUGAACGGGUCCAGAGGUCAGGGUAGCAUGCUGAUGAGCAACGACGAGGCGGUGGCACUCGUACACGGCGAGAUGCUCACUCUGCGCGACGGCGAUGUCACGCAUCAGGCUGUACAGACGAACCUGGCGGAUGUUAUUUGCGGAGGAAAUCCAAACGAUAAAGUCCUGUUUGCCAGGUGUCGAUCGAUGCCCGGCCGUCUCGAGAGGCGACACUCUCUGCGGCUUUGGGGUUCGGCCAGACGUUUACACAGAAGCGGAAGUUCACGGUCCCUACCGCGAAGACCCGAUAGAAGUGACACGUCUUCCAGCGCGGAAUACGCGAGUACGGACAGCGCGCCUCACAGUCCAACCAGCUUUUCUGGGAUUUUUUCAGAGAAGAUAGGCCUGCUCUCCAGGCUCUUUCGGCGGAGCACAAGGAGGAAGGGCGCACCAUUAAUGGGCACUUUCAGUGCUCAGUAUCCCCCCACCGAGUGGUUUAAUCCGCGCGUGGUGCAUUUGCAUAGCGUUGCCACGCAAACAAGGGCCGCCAGCCCUUCGAUGAUGGAGGGUCUAGACCAGUCGCAGGCCAGUUUUCAAGUGUGGGACGACUCGAGCUCUGUACGAUCGGCCACUUUACCAAGGCGACAUCGGCGCCAAGCCAGCGGUGACUCCUCGAGCUUGUUGGCUAAUUCAACGCCAAGAAGCUCCCGAAGGCAUCGAUCACCGUGCUCCACUCUACCGAGAUCUAAAUGCUCUAGCCUAAGCAGAUGCACGUCUAGAGCGUCUGUUCUACCGCCCAGCACUACCAAUCAGGAAGGAUAUCCAGCGCGUAACCAGACGCAGAACGAUAAAAACUCGACGAAUUCGUCGCCCAGCAGAAGUGGCGGCAGCUCUGGUUCGGUUAGAACGAUGAACGCGAGUCCGGCUAAAACGACCACGUUGGGUAGAACUAACACCAGGCAGUCCAACUCUAGACGACCGAGUCACGACUUCAGCAACGGCGGCACUAAGUCGGUCAACGGUUCUCCGCAGCAUAAGGUGCUGCAAAAAACUUCGUCAGGACAUUCGUCUCAUUCUAGCGGCAAAUCAGUUUCCAGCACGAAAUUGACUUGUUCGCCAUUGAAAACUGCUACGCUGUCAACGAAAUCGUCACCGCUCAAAGUCGUUCAGCAAGGUUCGCUGACUCCUCUGCAAGAGGCGCAGAACUCGAUAACCCUUCAGGUGUCCACCAAUCUAAGUCCGUCGUCGCAAGAGCAACGGACGAUACAGAAUAGCGUGACACUGGCUUCCAACACGACUAGCACGACAACCAUUUCCGGCUCGCCCGGCACGAAGAUCUACGUUCACCAGAACAACUCACCGAUGAGGUCCGUAAUCACUUUCGAGAACGGCACGGUGAAGACGAAGAUUGCCGAGAAGGAAGUCAUCGAUUGUAAGGAGAAGCAAGAAAGGGAGCUGGUAACCGAGAAGGCUUACAAGACCCGGGUGGACGACGAAAAGCUUUUUAAAUCAAAACUGGACGACGAGAAGUUGAACAAGCCGGUCAAAGCUGAGCGUCCAUCAUCGCUCUACACGCCAAAGGAACCAAAAACGGGUCUUUUACUGUCGGAAUCCGACAAAGAGAACAAACCGAAGGUAGAAGACGAAGUGCCUAACAAACUGAAGCUAACGAACCGCCUGAACAACAGUCAGGCCCAUCUGAUCGACGGCUCAACCAACAACAUCGACAAGAAUGCUCUGGUGCAGGAGGCUACCGCUUUGUCCGCCACAAAGAAUACCAACGACGCGAUGAACAACUCGCGUAAGCUUAGUCUGUCGCUGUCGAAGGAUGCGCUGAGUUACCGCAAUCUACUUCAUCCUGGUUCGAAGAAUAACAUCGCUUCGAAUCCGCCGUCGCCCACCAAGUCAUACGACGGCUUCGGCGGUUCCUUCAACGAUGUCUACAUUGAGAAUCUUGAGACAGUGAAGCAGCAGCGAGCACCUCAGGGCUCCGAGCCCAAUCUAGAGAAGACCGUGAGCCGAGGUUCGGAUCUACACUCUUAUCCCAGUCUCAGCGACAUGCAGGUGCAGUUUACCAGCCUAGCGGCACAGAAGAUCCUCAAGGGCUGCCCGAUUAACAGCGUGGAUACCUUGGUGGAGGUGAACAUGGCGGCUGCCGAUAAACCGAACAACUGCGACGUCACUGUUCACACAGAUUUCGGCCUCGUUUGAAUUUCAUCUCCCCUCCCCUCUGAACAUCCGUUAAUAUAUCGUACCACGAGGGUGGAACAAGGAACUGUUGAUCCUUGCCCAUCCAAGCAUAUUGCGUCCAUGAAAAAUGUGCCUCGAGGCGAGCAGAAGAAAAAAACUAACGCCUUAAUUCUCAUACACGAGGAUAGAGAGCUAAUUUUUUAAUAUUUUUGUUUGUUAAUGAAAAGGCCACGGCUUGCGUAAGAAUAUUAUACCCGGAACACGCGUAACAGUUACCAGUGAUCUGUUGUUUAUACGUACACAUCUCUCCUCUUUUAACGGGCAUCCGUUCUCGAACAAUCGCUGUGCCAAUUUUUAAUAUUAUCCAUACUAUUAUCUAAAUAAUAAAUAUAAUCAAAUUUUUAAUCUUGCUUAUCAACUCCGCUUGCUUUAAUAAGCAAAAUCUAUUUUUUUUUAAUGUUAUCCUGGAAUAAUUUUUCCGUCAGGUUUUUUUAUACAUUAAAAUUCAAAUUGAAUUAUUAUGUAAAUAUAAAUCGUGUAAUCAAGUGACAGAUGAACGAAACGUACCUUCGUGUUUUAAAAUGAAAAAAAUAUUGAAACUGUAAAUUCUUUUCAUUGUCAAAGGAAGUCAUAACCACAUCCUAUAUUCUCAAAAAUACAGGCCCCGCAUUUGGCACACAACUUGAGUCAACUCUUCAAACUUCGAGACAUAAGUACAUACAUAGAUUCAAGAGACGUGCGCGCAUCGCAACGUUGUAACGUCGACAGUUUUGCGUCGCUUUACUCGAGUUAAAGCGAAUUGUCAAAGCGACAUGUCAUGUACAACGAUCACGCGCAAUAAAAUUUAAAAAAAAAGAAAAAUUUUUGUUCCGGAUCAAAGCACUGCCAUUUUUUUACGCGCAUUUAUAUCUUGAAUAUUUUUCGUAUUAAUAUUUACACCGUCACGGCGCGAUAAGAUCUGUCUGACCUUUGUAGCAAAGUAAGACUAUUAUAAAUGGUACAGCGAAGUUUUGUAACGCGAUGUACAGGCAGGGAGAUCCUUGUAAAAUUUUUUUCGAAAAUAUCGCAACAAAGUGAAAAACAAUGUCUUUAUCGCGCGUUAUUAAGCGCGAGCAAUUGAUAAAUUAAUAGCAAUACCGUCCUCAGGAAGUCUAGAUAACAUAACGUGAAAAAGAUCGAGGAUGAUUAUGAGGAUUGCGAUUUUCACACCGUACACAGCGGAGGUUUGAUAUAAAAAAAUAUAUAUAUGUUAUACAUAGUGUAGAAGAAAAGCGUUUUCUUGGAGCGCGGCCGGUACCAUUCGCAAUUAGUGCAAUCGUAAAUCUGCAAGUGCCAAAACUUUUAUCGUAGUACUUAAUAACAAUCGCCUUAACGAUUCCGCUCGCACGGCGAUUUUGCGGCGCGUUCACCGCGGCGACGUCGGUGAUGAUUUCAGUAAGCACAAGUAACGCGCGAGAAGAAAGGAAGAAACUAAUGCUAAUUCGCGAAGCCGUAGUCUUAAAAAAGAAAAAAAGAUAGGCAACUAAGCGAGUACGGCACAAAAGAGGAGGAAAGAGACCCGCUUUGUACAUUUUAUACUCUGUAUCGCAGAUUAACCGAUCGAUGAUGCGGAUUCGCGAUCGCCGUUCGCUCUACGUUUCAAAAACGCCGACUUUUCGCUUAUAUCGUAUACCUUCUGUUAAAUUAUCUUUAUUAUCAUUGAUUACAUAAUUACAAAAUAUACAUAUAUCAAUUUUGCUAUAAUUAUAAAUCAAAUUAGCAAAUUAUUACUAUUACAAGUUAUGGCAAUUCGUUAUGAUGUUGUAAGUAUGGCUUAUAAAAAUUUUUAUUAUUAUCAACUUUUUAAAAUAAUGAUUUAAUAUGACUUAAAAUAUAUAUAAAACAAACUUUUUAGCAUUGAUUUUGAUAUGAACAAGCAAGGAAAGUAUGAAACUAUUAUCACUCAAAAGAAUGAUCUUGCAAUUUCAACAAAAAUUAGAUGUGUCCAAAAAUUAGCUGAGGUCGAUAAAUGAUUAGCAAAUACUAUGAUAUGUACAUAUAUGUAUUGUACUUAAUCAAUGUAACUGACAAAAGUAGAAUUUACAAAUUCUAUAUGUGAUAGCAAAAAUUCUAGCAGAUACAAAAAUUAACGGUCUUGAUUGUGACACCAAGAAAUCUAUCUAUCUAUAUCAGCAAAAUUUUUUUUUAUGAUUAUAAUCAAAAUUGUACAACAACAAAAAUCCGGCUGAGAAUUUUGAAGUAUUAACUGACAUAUUUUAAGAAUGAUCAAAGUUUGAGUAACUUAAUAAUUAAUGAUUAAAGAAUAUUUAUUUGUUAACAUGAAUUUAAAUAGUAACUUUUUAAUAAAUUACUAAUGUGUACUUGAAGAAAAGAUUAAAUAUAAAUUGUGCGACUACAUAAUUUUACUUCUAUUAAUCGAACACAACUCCAAUUAAGCUAAUCAAAAAUUGAAUAUUGAAAUCACCUUUGAGAUGAGAUUUAUUUGUAUUUUCUUUGGGAAAAGUCGGCGUCUGCGAACGGUGAAAAUGUUUUUCGAAUCCGCGUCUCUUAUUUCUUAUCAAAACUAACUUGUAGAGUAUCAUUGUAUAAUCUUACGUAUCAUAUUGUAACAACGAAAGUAUAUGAGUAAUAAAAGAGUUGAAAAGGCGCAAAUGUCAUGUAUUAUUGCGUUAUUAGUGUGUGUAAACUUACCGCAUUAAAAAUUGUCCAACCGCGUCUGGUGUCACGAAAAAGAACAGAAAUUUCUCAGGAGAGUCAACUUGCCACAUUCUGAAAACCAAUAAAAUAAUUACUAAUUAUAUUAUUACACGUUUAAACGCCAAAACUCUGAUUAAAACAAUAUCAAAACACAAAACUGUAGAAGCACAGAACUAUACGAAUUAAAUGUAAAUUUUACUUACCAAUCGGUCGUCGCAACGAUGUCCAUCCCCAGGGCCAAUCCGUCUCGAGAUAAUUGAUUCUGCAAAUGAAAAGAGAACAUUGUCAAUUAUGAUAUUAAAGUAAAGAGAGAUACUUUUCUCGCGUAAUCGACUUUCGCACGGAUAUACGAAUGUUUCGGUUAAAUCGGACGUUACGGUUGCAUACGACUGCUCUACGCAUCGCGAUCUACGUACAAAUGAGGAAUAUACUUCGGACAAUGCAAGAUUAAUUACCGAUGAAGCGAUUAUUUGCGAUGCGAUGCCACUCGAUCAAGACCUGACCCGUCCGUUACGUUUCGGAAAGAAAUAGGCGAAACACUUUUUUGGCCGUUUAAAUAUUCCAAUAUGGCAAUAAUGUAAACAUUACUUAUUGCCAAUUACACGUCGCGGAGCCGAUACGCCUCGGGAUUACUAUUGAUUGUCACGGAUUCCGCGAAUGAAGUGAAGAUGGAACACUAUUAAAAUGACCAACGGGGUACCUUUUCCGCGCGAUCGACUUUUGCACGGAAUUAUUGUUGCACAUUACGAUCGCGCGAUCGCUCCACAAGUCGCGAUUUACGCUACGAGGAAUACGCGUUCGAACGAAAUACAGUACAAGGUAAAUAUGCGUCAUAGUUACCUAUUAGAUGAUCUGCGAAGAAGACUUGAUCGGGAGCUGAUGUGUCCCGCGUCUCGUUCCGUUCCGGAAAGAAAGUGAACCCAGCGUCCCGUUCCGUUCCGGAAGGCAUGUGAACCCCUAUAAUAGAGAACUCUGUUAAGUUGGCUCGAGUCAGAGAUGAUCAUCUCUAGCGCUAACUUCACACAUCAAGAUGAAUGCCUCUGCGAUAUAUGCUAUUUUGAAUUUUGUGUUUUUUGCACUAAUACGACUAAUUAUUAUUAAUUCAUGUUUAAAUCAUGUUUCACAAAUUCUAAUUAUUUUUAUAUAAAAAUAGAAAGUAUGUGUAAAUUAAAAUGAGUCAAAUCGAUCUCCCACAUCGAUCGAUAAUUGAUUCGAUAUAUUUUAUGAAAACGAUAUUAUAAAAUAUUAUAUUAUUAGAUAAAUUAUUUUAUCUAUGCAUUAAAUUUAUAUAGAAUAACUAUUGUUUUUUUUAUAAAAAUGUAUUUUUUUAUUUACAAUAUUUUUUUGCAGUCGUUUUUGAGACAUUAAAUCUGUCGCGACGCCAUCUGGUAUCUCGAGAGUUCGGUGAUUAAACAUUAACCUGUAACAACCUGUUUGUUGAGGUCUGUUUUGAUUUUACUUGAAAAGAAAUAGUGGGAUAUAACAGGUUUAAUUAAUUAAGAAAGAAUGGGGUGCGGCGACGACGAAACGUAUAAUAUCCCAUUUAAAAAGAAGAAGAAGACGAACUUCUUGGAUGACAAUGACAGCGAGGGAGAGAAAAUGUUCAAGGAGAAGGUUGAGGAAACAAAGAUUAUCCAGAAACUCCGCGAGAGACCAGCUGGUGUCGAUAUUGUUGGUUUGGUGCUUGGAGAAAGCGUUGUAUCUGAUUCAUUGACAAAACUGGAGCAAAAUAUAGCUGCACUGAAAAAAUGCUGAAGAAUACAAAAUAUAAGCCGAACGACACAUAUGACACCAGCAUUAGAACACAAUUUAACAUCAAGACCAAUAAACGCAACGAAGCAAUGGUCGAGUAUAUAGAAGAAGAAUUGUCGAAGCGCAAGAGUAAAGAGUAUAAUAACAAUGCAGCGAAUAAUACAAAUAUUGAUAAGAGAUCAUAUUGCUUGCCAGAAAAAGCAGGAUUGCGCGCAUUACUGGAUGCAAGUUAAACAAGAAAAUUUGAAUUGAUGUAUGUGUGUGUGUACAAGGUAUUCAGCAAUAGGUGAAAGAACAUUUAAAGAGUGAAAUUUAAAGAGUUCUGCCAAACAUCCUGUACAUGCAGUUUUUGCACAAUUAUGCAUUAUGUGUUUUGCUUUUUAUUAACAAUUGCAGUACUUUUGUAUAGUCUAUAAAAAGUAAUUCAAUAAGAUAUUUAAAUAUAUUAUCUUUGAAUAUAUCUAAGAAAAGAUUUUUUUAUCUAAACUAUAAAUUGCAUAAUAUUUACUUAUGCAAAAAUAUAAGUAGUCCAGUACUUAGAAUCUUCAAGCAUAAUAUACCAUAUCUGUUGGCAGGUAUAUUACAAAAUAAUAAAAAAUUUGAUUUCCAAUAGCUUAAGCAACAAAAAUGAUCUUAUUUUACUGUUUUAAAUAAAUAAUUUUUAAACGAAUAAGUGGAUUUAAAAAAACGUUUACACGAGUAUUUAUUAGAAUUUUAUUAAUGUAGUAAAAAAUUUUAUUGAAAGAGUUUCAUAUGUACGACUCUAUAUAGUCUAUAUAGACACGAAUUUGUUAAAUUAUUAUUUUAUUCAUAUACAAGAAAUAUGAAUAAAUGAAUCACUUUUCUUCUUUGUAUAAAUAGAUUUAACAAACUUCUAUAAGUUUUGCAAUAUGCAAGCUGUGUAUAAUAAAUAUAUCUAUAUAUAUAUAUGCUACAAUAUAAUAUUUUAAUAAAA